CGAACAAUAGGUUUCUUGUCGCCCAACUAGUCAAAGGUGUGUCGGAAUUGCCCCAAGUGAUCAUUUCCCCCUCUAGACACGUUGGGCAUAACCUUGUCAGCCUCAACCCUCCCUCAACUUGCUAGUGGCCACCUUUAUUACGAUCAUUAGCCCACGUCGGCUGCACCUGCAGGAGCAGUAAGUACCUCAUCCUACAGCUCUUCCCGACCCCGCCCCGCAUUCGUGUCUGGACAGAUCACCGAGGUAUUUCAAAGUAAGCAGAGCAAACAUUGCACGUAGAACUCAAAUAAAAUACGACAAGCUGCAUGUCGAAAUCUUCUGGGGAACUGUAUGUUCAAACCACCAGCCGUCCCCUGCAGACAACCGCCUGCGUGUCCAUCUCUAAACUUCCCAUAUUGCAUAUCAACAUCACAGCUGCUGCGCUGUCCCGCCGUGCUGGUUUGCGGAUUGAGACACCGCCGCCAUGGAUGCAUCCGAGCGGCUGCGGACGGCCUCGUGGCGUUAUUGGGCCAUGUCAACAAUAUUUUACGUUGUAACGGGCAUAGCGGUCACGGUCAUCAUAUCAGAGCCAACUCGGUCCCUGCCAUCAGCUCAACUUGGGGUGUGCAUAGUGUUGUUUGCAGCGUUGGGCUUCUAUAUCAGCGGGUACAAGAAAGAGCUGCGCAACUGCGAGAGGAUGGUGGCCCUGGGCUGUGAGCCUAUUCGCACGUGGCCGAAUGAUCCCUUCGGCAUCCGCUACCUGCUGGAUACGGCGAAACACGUCAAGGCCAACACACUCCUGCAGCAGCGUGUGCAGCUUUUCAAGGACAUGGGCCACACGUUCAGCCAUCGACUGUUUCCCGAGACGGAUAUCACCAUCACCACCGAUGAGCCCGAGAACGUGAAGGCCAUUCUCAGCACAAAAUUUGACGACUGGGCCAUUCCUCCAGGGCGUAUCCAAGGCUUCCUACCGGUGCUAGGCCGUCACUCGAUAUUCAACGUUAACGGUCCCGAGUGGCAGCAUUCCCGGGCCAUGCUUCGCCCCGCGUUCAUCAGGAACCAGAUAUCAGACUUGGAAUGCAUUGACCGCCACAUUUCUAAAUUAAUUGCGCACAUCCCAAAGGACGGCAGUCGUUUCGACCUUCAAGCGAUGUUCGCUAUGCUGGCUAUCGAUACUAUUUCUGACUUCAUGUUCGGUCAGUCUACCGAUAUUCUCGGUAGUGCACCAGAUACCUCCCUCAAGUUCGGUACCUAUUUCGAUCGAUCGAUUGAGAAAAUCGCGUAUCGUUCACGCCUCGGUUGGAUGACACAACUUCUACCCGAUGCGGAGUUAAAGGAGUACACGCAUUUCAUGACAAGUUACAUCGCCAAGUAUAUCGCUGAGGUCAAAUCCAAGGGCAGCAAGAGUGCUUUGGCCGACGAUAAGAACAAGUACGUCUUCCUAGAAGAGCUCAUCAAAUCUGGAGAGCCGGACAACGUGAUCCGGGACCAGAUUCUCAGUAUAUUUGUCGCGGGACGUGAUACAACAACCAGCGUCCUUACAUAUCUUUUCUUCGAGCUUUCGCGACAUCCAGAGGCCGUCGGUAAAAUCCAAGAGGAAAUCCAAGAUCUGGGCGUAGCUGAUCCUUCAUGGGAGCAGCUGAGGAACAUGAAAUACCUCAACUUGGCGGUCAAGGAGGCGCUCCGUCUCAACCCGCCGGUAGCGACCAACGCUCGCGAGGCUGUUCGAGACACGGUUCUCCCCACAGGAGGUGGCCCUGACGGUAAAUCGCCCGUUUUUGCCCCCAAGGGUACUAAAUGCCGGUACCAACCCUGGACUAUGCAGCGACGCGAGGAUAUCUACGGUAGCGAUGCCGCCGAGUUUCGACCGGAGAGAUGGGAAGACCUACGGGUCACUCAUGAAUAUGUUCCGUUCAAUGCAGGCCCACGUAUUUGCAUUGGGCAGCAGUUUGCAUUGACGCAGUUAGCUCUCGUCACAUUCCGCCUUUUGCAGUCUUUCAGGACAAUCGAGAGAAAGGAUGACAGGCCGCCUUUGCAGAAACUCGGUGUUAACACAUCGAUGUUGCAUGGCUGCUGGGUGAUCAUGAUUCCGGUAUAGUGGCGAGGAAGUAAAACGCUUUUGGAAUCUCGAGAGUCCCACCUAUGUAUGGGGCGGCAACCUUUUCAUCCGCAUCGUGAUGAUAUGACAGGCGACCAAGUACUACGUUUCCUGCGAUGCUAUGGCGGUGAAGCCUCGUGGGUGAAUAAUUUUGGUUGUUCCGAAGUGAUGUUUUCUAGGUUAGUGUUGACGAGGCUCAAUGGUCAGCCAAAAGCUGCCAGGAUCACUGUAUGCAUCGUUAUUUAUCACCUUGGCCCGUUUUGCCAAUACUAGUCCUUUUUCCCAACCCAGACUAGUUCGUGUUGGGGAUGCCCAGCUAAAAGUUCUUCCACUCAAGACCUACUUGAAUAGUCUC
Messenger RNA from Pseudomassariella vexata, 2432 nucleotides. Its product is annotated as cytochrome P450. Bases 464 to 2077 code for a protein of 537 amino acids. Gene Ontology annotation, molecular function: heme binding; iron ion binding; oxidoreductase activity, acting on paired donors, with incorporation or reduction of molecular oxygen. The transcript has 2 exons. The record is from RefSeq and is a predicted model, not a curated record. Lineage: Eukaryota; Fungi; Ascomycota; Sordariomycetes; Amphisphaeriales; Pseudomassariaceae.